This is a messenger RNA of Arthroderma uncinatum, 1944 nucleotides long. RefSeq lists its product as uncharacterized. Gene Ontology annotation, biological process: early endosome to late endosome transport; protein targeting to lysosome; endosome to lysosome transport. The coding region runs from base 1 to 1944 and encodes 647 amino acids. The transcript is spliced from 6 exons. Gene Ontology annotation, cellular component: early endosome; late endosome; extrinsic component of endosome membrane. Gene Ontology annotation, molecular function: phosphatidylinositol binding. Lineage: Eukaryota; Fungi; Ascomycota; Eurotiomycetes; Onygenales; Arthrodermataceae. The record is from RefSeq and is a predicted model, not a curated record.
AUGAUUGGAAAUGCCUGGCCUCUCCGGACGUCUGCGGCCGCCUCCAUCGAAAUCCAAGCCGAGCAUACCUACAGUCUCGAUCCCUUCACAUGGAUCCCCUCCCACGUCUCGACCCUCUCGAAAGCGGCCAGCGAUAGAGCUACAACGGCCUUGAUUCGUCGAGUUCUAUGCCCGAACGCCUCUGGCCAUGGCGGCCUGGAUCGCGGCAGCCCUCGACCUCUGGAGGAACUGCUUCCUCCACUCACCAGCUCAAACGAGGUUGAUCUCCAGCUGUAUGCCUUGAUGGCUGUCGUUAUCAGAGAGUUUGUCUACUCUUGGUAUUCGAAGAUCACCCCUGACACAGUCUUCACGGAGGAAGUCAUCCAGCUCAUUGCACAUUGUACGAGGGCUUUGGAACAGAGAUUGCGGCGGGUUGAUGUGGAGACACUACUGUUUGACGAGAUCCCUUCGUUGCUAGAAGCUCAUAUAAUUGCGUACCGAACCGCCCGUGAAAGCUCAGCGAUGGCUGCAGACCCAGGACGGCGACUUCGCUUAGUCUAUCAUAUGCUGAACCCACAUCCGGCGCUAUCGCCAGUCCCAGGCCCUGGUGAUGAGGAUGCAGUGAAGCAGCAGGAAGCCGAAAGGGUAUACCGUCAGCUCCUAGCUCAUGGAGCUAUGGCUGUCCUUUUACCCACAGAAGAUUUGCAAAAUGUCUGUUUACGAACGUUGGUUGGUGAUAUACUGGCCGAUCUACUCCUGGGAGGGGUUGUUGGUGGGAAGGUUGCCGAGGGGUGGUUCAUCUGGGAUGCCAUCUCGAAUAUUCUCACGAGCUUGAACCACACAAGACAAAGCGAUGGUGUGGAACACGAUCAAAGUGGCAAUCUAGAAAAAGCCGAUCACGAACCUGAUCAGGAACGAUCAUCUAGCGUGAUUGCGCAGCUUCUCGACAUAUCGAGCCGAAUGCCAUGGCUUGGAGGGUUUCUGGCCCUUGUUCAACACCUCCUGAUGACAGGCCCGGGCAGAGCUGGAACGGCAGAUGGAGUGAUUGACAGGAAUCACUCCAUCCUCCUCCGCGCUGAUCUGUGGGACGGGCCUUCCUCCCUUCCGCAAGCCUCCAACCUUUUGCAUUCUUCAGGAUUCAGCGUCGCUGUGCGCCGAUUGGCAUGGCCAUUCACCCAUCCCAUCACCGCCUACGCCGAGAUCGGCACCCUCGCCAGCAGUGGUCCUAACGCUGGUAGUCAGAACCACGGCCAUACUAACGAUGCCCUACAGGAGACGCAGACAUCGCUUAAUCCAACCCCGCCUCGACCUGGCAUGCUAGACGCACCUUCGCCUGGAUCUCAACAGCCGUCUGCAGCAGAGCUAAAAUCGAUCAAACGAACAUGUGCUGCGAAUAUACUUGCGUUGAUCCCUCGCCGUAUAGCGUUGGCCAUUUUCGUGAUUCAAACGGAUAGAAGAUUUGGCUCGGAGCUCAGUACCACAAUCGGCGACAAACCGGAUCCUCUCGUUCGCUCCAGCACUCCCGUGUCUUCAGUUAAUAGUAGAAUAGACACGCCUCUACCAGGCGCUGGAUCUGAACCGGGACUGGCGAGAGAUUCGAAUUCGAGCCGUGGCGAUGGAAGACAUCACGAGCCAGCUACACCUAGACAAUACGUCCAAACUCGCAGCAGUCAUGAUUGCAAUAGUAGGGACAAUAAGGCGACCGAUGACGGCCCCGAUCUGGCAAAGGCCAGCUCAGGUAAGGCACCAAAGCCUUACGGCCAAGAGGGAGAUGCGGCCUUACUGUCUGCAGUCGAACAUGAUCUCCUAGACCUCUUCUCAGACACCUAUUGUAACAAGCAUCUCAUUUACUCUAUUGUCGAAGCUACUCUCGUCAAGCUGAUUCCUGAAAUGGGAGAGCAUAGCGUGACCGAGCUAAUGAGCGAACGGGGAGUUUCGUGGUCGACCGCAACGACCAAUGAAUGA